CGGGACAGGCUUCAGCUGAGGGUCAUCUCAGAAACAUGGCGUGGAGAGGUUGUGUAAUGAAAUGGACCAAAACACAGUUCAUCAGAUCCACCAACACAGCGUCGCGAGGCUCCAGACUCACCCCCUACAGCCAGCAGAGGUGUGCUUUCCGUCGGGAGGCCAAGAGGCCAGAGACAAAGAAAGGCAAUGUUGACAAAGAAACAAACAAUACACCCUCUGAGGCUGCUGAUGGCGUGCCACCGGGCCAAGCUGUGCCCCGUCCUCCCAAAGUCCACAGGCCCACGCUUUUCAGACCGCUGAUGUUCACAGUAGGGUUUACAGGCUGCUCCUUUGGUGCAGCGGCCAUCUUACAAUAUGAGUCUCUGAAGUCGAGAGUACAGACUGCAAAGGAGGAGGCCAAGUCAGAAAAAUUGAUACAGGGGUCCCAGGAUAUGGCAUACUGGCAUAACUGGUGGAACCAGCUGACAGACUUCCAGAAACAGAUCAUUCUCCUGAUGUCCAUGGUGGAUGACUUCUGGAGCAGUCUCACUGAGGGACAGAGGACUGUCACUGGUAUUAUAGCAAUAAAUGCUGUAGUCCUGUGCUGCUGGCGGAUCCCCUCUAUGCAAAGAUCCAUGAUAAAGUACUUCACUUCCAACCCAGCCUCCAAAACGCAGUGCCUUCCCAUGGUCCUGUCCUCCUUUAGCCACUACUCCAUUAUCCACAUGGUAGCCAACAUGUAUGUCCUGUGGACGUUUUCCUCCAGUAUUGUCUCUCUCCUGGGGAGGGAACAGUUCCUUGCAGUCUACCUCUCUGCCGGUGUGAUCUCCACCAUGGUCAGCUACAUGUGUAAGACAGCCACUGGACGUCUGCAUCCUUCGUUAGGGGCGUCAGGUGCCGUCAUGACAGUCCUGGCUGCAGUUUGUGCGAAGGUGCCAGAAGCCAAGCUCGGCAUUAUCCUCCUGCCCAUGGUCACUUUCACAGCAGGAAAUGCUUUGAAAGCUCUCGUUGCCAUAGAUACGGCAGGACUUAUUCUGGGAUGGCGGCUGUUGGAUCAUGCAGCUCAUCUUGGUGGAGCCCUCUUUGGAGUAUGGUAUGUAGCAUAUGGCCACAAGCUAAUAUGGAGAAAGAGGGAGCCUCUUGUGAAGCUGUGGCACAACAUCCGUUCUCAAGGUGCCAGCGGAGGCAGGCCUGGUGGGGGACCAGGGCCACUAUAGGACACUAAACGAGGCCCCCAGAACUGUGACACUCACUACCUGGACUUUGAGACACUUUUCAUCAUUGACAUGGAGUCUUUACAGAUUUUAUUGUUGUCAGUAAUUUCAGUUUUCCAGCAAAUGUUUUAAAGUCAGGAAUGAAAGUAAGCUGAUGUUACGGUACAAGUCAACCUCUAAUUUGAAGUAGGGUUUGGAUGUCACACAUGGUGGUUUAAUCCAGAUGUUCCCUAUGGAGGCUGAUAGCAGCUAACUCCCCUUUAAGACCCUACAAGUAAACCCUUGAAUGUCCAACACAAAAACAUCACAUAUCUGACUGAGAUUAACUGGAUUAGUGUCUGACUAGGCAUGAAACCUGCAUUGUUGAUCCCAUUCACUGAUGUGAUUUGAUAAAAUGAAUCUUAACCGUUUGGGAUUAUUAUUUUGUAUUUAUUUUUUCCUUCAUAUAAAAGAGGGAUUACACAUAAGUGACACAAGACCAAGAACUUAUCAAAUUACAUGCAGUGGACACUUUAUUAAGUAUGGCUAGCAGACAUUUGAAAUGCUGGAACCAGUGCUUCUGGCAAAUAAAGUGAAUCAAACAUCUUUCCCAUUUUAAAAUCUGGGAAAACACUAACUGAGCCUCUGUGUGCAAGCUUUACACAUUUUUAGAUGUAACUCACUGGAGGAGUGAGCUGUCCAUAUAAACAGAGGGCUGUGCUGAACCAAGUUGGUACUGUAAAUUUAGUUUGAAAAUAGCUUUAUCCUCUCAGCAUGAAAUGAAGGCAUUAAGUGUGCCAUGGAGUAUCUUGUGUGAGAGUGAAAAGAUGAGAUGACUUGUACAGACAGAUACCUUAUUUCUGCUUCCUGAUGUGGAAAACUGCAUCUCCCGAUUUUGUGUUAAAGUAUUUAUCCAACAUCUUGGCAUUUUGGAACAAUUGUACAAUAAAACUCCGCAUUGAGUGACUUGAUUAUUGUCACUGAUAUGCAUAUUCCUGCAAAAUGUUGCCUCACAGAGAACAAAAUAAAAAGCACCCGAGAACCAU
Myripristis murdjan (pinecone soldierfish) is the source of this 2218-nucleotide messenger RNA. RefSeq names its product presenilin associated, rhomboid-like a (gene parla). NCBI's taxonomy places the organism in Eukaryota, Metazoa, Chordata, Actinopteri, Holocentriformes, Holocentridae. Gene Ontology annotation, cellular component: membrane. The coding region runs from base 36 to 1196 and encodes 386 amino acids. The record is from RefSeq and is a predicted model, not a curated record. Gene Ontology annotation, molecular function: serine-type endopeptidase activity. The transcript has 10 exons.